This is a messenger RNA of Trichoderma reesei QM6a, 769 nucleotides long. RefSeq lists its product as uncharacterized. The transcript has 2 exons. The record is from RefSeq and is a predicted model, not a curated record. The annotation marks the transcript as partial. Lineage: Eukaryota; Fungi; Ascomycota; Sordariomycetes; Hypocreales; Hypocreaceae.
AUGGCUGCCUUUCAAAACCACGAAGAAAUCCUUGAAGCCGCUUUCAAGGACCCCAAUAACACCGCCUUCGUCUUCGAGCCUUGCAACGUCAACAAGGUCAUCCACAGCGGCCACUACGACGUCGAUCCAGACCUGCAUUACUCCAAAACCCAGAUGUGGGACAUGGAAGUCAAGAAAGCUCACAAUCCCGCCAAAUACUUGCGGCAUCUCAUCCGCCCCGGAAGCCUCAAGGUCUUCAACGUCCAAAAGGACGGUUCCAAAGAGACCUUUGUGCGUGUGACGGACCAGCGCUCGUGGCGGGAUCCCAAUGUCUACAACACUGUGAUUGAGCAGGUCUUUUUGGAUUAUGAGAAGCAAAGGGCUUUCUUUAUUGGUGUACCCGAGGUUGAAGGGCCGGAUGGCGAAAAGAUCAUCGCGGGCCAGCACCAGGCGUUGUUCCAUGUUGAGCAUUCUGUCACGGGCACCGAGGAGGAGCCAUUGAAUGUGUGGCGAGUUGUGCAUCUGGACAAGGAUGAGGAUGGGUCUCUGAAGGAGGUGUUCAAGAUGUUGAUGCAGUCUCCUUAUCUGAGGGAGUUUCACGAAGUUUACAUUCGUGAGGAUCUUGGCAAGAAGUUGGAGCUCAUCGCAGCUUGUCAGGAGCGUUUGUAUUGUCACGACAAGCACAGAGUACUCGAUUUCCUCGUGCUACAUGCGGGACACAAACAGGAUAAUGUGGACGGAAUGGGUGAGAAUCGUAGCAGCCGGAUCAAUGGCAUCGUCCUCCACAUCA